AACCGGUCCGGGAGGAAGGAAAGUGACAUUUGUUCGUUUGUUCGUUUACCUCCGGGCACGUUAGGCUGAGAUUUGUGUACGCCUCGUUAGCGUAAGACUUUUAAACAACGGCGUGUUCCCGUUGUAUUCCACUAAGCAGCAAUUCCUUAUGGAAGUUAUGGAUAUCUGCUUACGUUAUUAUCAAUUAACGUUAUCAAUUGUUGGUUAGCGGUUGGUUCCAAGUUUGACGUCAGAACAGCGAGGACAGGCGGCUACCUAUUGACAGCAUUUGUUAACCCGCACCGGUGGAUUGUGUCCAGCUAGCUUACGUUAGCUAAACACACGUCUGUCCGAGAGGAGCUGCUUGAGACAUCAUCCCGCCAUGGAUCCGUUCGACAGUAACAACUCAGACCGAUCCAACCAGCCGAGGAACAUGAUUGAGAACCGUAUGUUUGAAGAAGAACCUGAUGUUGUGGAUUUGGCUAAAGACUCCACUACAUUUCCAACAUGUCAAGCUCUUGACCCCGACGACGUGGUGUAUGAACCUCGCAGCUCGCGGUUGCUGGUGCGAGGCCUGGGAGAGAACGACAUGGACGAGGAUGAUGAGGACUGCGAAUCAUCAGCCCGUCUGCUGGGCAUGUCCUUCAUGAACCGCAGCGCUGCGCACAGAUCCUGCUCUUCCCCAUACACCAGGCAGGGUGCACCCAGGUCAUGUGUACGACCCUCUGCUCGUACCCUGGUUGUCUGUAUGUUAUUUCUGGUGAUAGUGGCCUCUAUGACCAUGGUGCUAUACUUCUUACCUGGAUGCACCUUUACCAGGAGUGGUUGUCCAAAGACCAACAAGACCUCUCCCUUCGAGCAAGUCUACCCUCUGUCCACCAGUGGCGCAGUGUUUCCGUGGGCACAGCUCCGGCUGCCUCGCAGCAUACGUCCCCUUAGCUAUGACCUCACCCUUAACCCCGACCUUGACAACAUGACCUUCACCGGUCGCACCAUCAUCACCAUGUCUGUGCUUCACAACACCAAGUGCAUCGUCCUGCACAGCGCUUAUCUCAACAUCACCAACGCUACUUUCAAGCUGGGUGACGGGGAGGCCAGAGGAGUGACUGUGCUGGAGUACAAACCCAGAGAGCAGAUAGCUGUUGAAUUCACAGAGGUGCUGAAGACCGGCCAGUACUGCGUUUUGACUCUGGAUUACUCUGCCAACCUCUCGCAUGCUUACGACGGUUUCUACAACAGCUCAUACACUGAAAAAGAUGGAAGCAAAAGGGUAUUAGCUGCCACCCAGUUUGAGCCACUAUCAGCUAGGAAGGCCUUUCCUUGCUUUGAUGCACCAGAUUUCAAAGCCACCUUCCUGAUUAGAAUCCGCAGGAAACCAAACCACCUGAGUCUUUCCAACAUGCCAAAGGCCAAAAGCACACAACUUUCCAAUGGCCUCAUUGAAGAUGAGUUUGAAAAGACCAGCGUCAACAUGAGCACCUACCUGGUCGCCUUCAUCGUAGCUAACUUCACCCAUAUCAGCAGAAAUGUUUCAGACACUCAGGUGUCUGUAUACUCCGUGCCAGAGAAGUGGGAGCACACUGACUACGCUCUGGACACCGCCUGCAAAUUGCUGGAGUUCUACAAUGGGUUCUUUGAAAUUAACUACCCCCUCAAAAAACUAGACCUGGUAGCCAUCCCAGACUUCCUGGCAGGAGCCAUGGAGAACUGGGGACUCAUCACUUUCAGAGAAACCAGCCUGCUUGUGGGCAAACAGUCCUCUCCUCUGGAAAAACAAGUGGUGGCCUCCGUCAUCGCGCAUGAGCUCGCUCAUCAGUGGUUUGGAAACCUGGUGACGAUGAGGUGGUGGAAUGACCUGUGGCUCAACGAAGGCUUCGCCACAUACAUGCAGUACAUGUCGCUGCAGACUGUUUUUCCCCAGCUGGACAUUGGUAAUUUGUUCCUGGCAGUACGCUUCAGAGCUUUGGACAAAGACGCGCUUAACUCCUCCCACGCCGUGUCAACAGAGGUUAAUAAGCCAGAACAGGUGGAAGAGAUGUUUGACUCUGUGUCCUAUGAAAAGGGUGCAUCCAUUCUACUGAUGCUGAAUGCCUCCCUGCCAGGGGACCAACAGUUCAGAAAGGGAAUCAUUCAAUACCUGAAAGAGUUCAGUGGAUUAAACACAGACACUAACGACCUCUGGAACAGUCUCACACAGGUGGAAGUCUCUGCCCAACACCCCAAUGUAUCAGAUAUGAUGAGCUCAUGGACAUCCCAGAAAGGUUUCCCAUUGGUCACUGUAAGCCGUAAGGGAGGUCAGGUGACCCUCACGCAGGAGCCCUUCCGACUCACAUCUGACAACGCCACGCAGACCUCCAGCUUGUGGAAUAUUCCGGUGACGUACGUCACUGACAACUGUAGUGUGGCCCCUGAGUGCAGAAGGACAUUCUAUCUGAAGACCAAGUCAGAGACGCUGAAGGAGCUACCAGAAAGUAUUAAGUGGAUGAAGUUGAACUACAGAAACACAGGCUUCUACAUCACCCACUACGAAGAUGAGGGCUGGGCCGCUCUCAUAAAUGCUCUCUCCAACAAUGUCAAUGUUUUGACGCACGAGGACCGGGCCUCGCUCGUACACAACAUGUUUGCUCUUUCCAGACUUGGACGGGUGUCCUUCAACCAAGUCCUCCACCUUUUGAGGUACAUGUCCAAUGAAAAUCAUACUUCUCCUGUGACGGAGGCCUUGUCACAGCUCGGUGUAAUCUACCGGCUGCUUGACAAAAGACAAGAGCACCGCCUUGUGGCCCGGAUGAAGUCUUACAUUCUGAAUCAGUUUGGUUCUCUGAUGGACAAACAAACGUGGGAAGAGGAGGACAGUGUGUCCAAACAGGAGCUUCGCUCUGCCCUGCUGGAGAUGGCCUGUGGUCUGAAUGAAGAGAAGUGCAUUAAGAAAGCCCAAGCCCUGUUCAAACACUAUGUCGAGUCCAAUGGAACCUUGCGGAUCCCAGGUGAUCUGCAGCAAGUCGUAUUCACUGUGGCUGCUCAAUCAAAUGAAGAUUGGGGCACUUUGCUUAGCAUGUACGGACAUGUCACCUAUGAUGCUGAGAAGCGAAAAAUGCUCCGUGGCCUAGCGUCUACUCAGGACGCACGGCUCUUAGUAUGGGUUCUAAAGGCAGGUCUGAUGGGGGAUGUCAUCCAGACACAGGAGUUGCCUCUGGUCAUCAGCACUGUGUGUAAUGGCUUCACCGGAUACUUGUUUGUCUGGGAUUUUAUCCAAGAGAACUGGGACAGCCUCAUUGAGAAGUUCCCUGUGGGCUCCUUUGCCAUCCAGACAAUCAUCAAGUCGACCACCUCUCAGUUCUCCACACAGGCACAUCUUGAUCAAGUUCAGGGCUUCUUCUAUAGUUUGAAGGAGCGCGGCUCUCAGAUGAGGAGCGUGCAGGAAGCUUUGGAAACCAUCAGGCUGAACCAGCGCUGGAUGGAAAAGAACUUGGCCACGCUCAAAAAAUGGCUCUAAUACAGCCGCUCCAUCCAGUCUGCCCCACUGGCAAGCAAAAAGGGGCCAUCGUCAAGACAACAACACUGUUUGCACUAUUGUAACACAGUGUCUCUUUACUCUUUUAACCAGGCCAGAGUACUAAUCAAAGCCAGAGGUUUCGCUUUUUCCUGGGUGGCCCGUAUUGUUCCUGUGAGGUUUUUUUGCUAGCUCAGGGUAGCUCUGAUUGUGUGUCCGACUGGAAGUUGUCUGAUGCAAACGCACUCCUCACUCUUUAUGCUGUCGACCAAACCUCUCCUCUGCAGCUCUCAUCUAAACGUCGUGCUGGAGCAGACAAUCUUGCAUCAGCCUCACUCCUUUUCCUCUACGUGCUCUCAGGCCCUGAACUGUAUGAGCUGUGCAGGCCACUUCAAAAAGAGGAAGUACAAAGAAUGUUAACGUGUGUGUGUGUGUGUGUGUGUGUGUGUGUGUGUGUGUGUGUGUGUCGGUCCUGGACUUUAUCUCACAUUGUCUUAUAUAUGUUUCUCGAGCUGUCAGGGAUUGUCUGCAAUGAGAGGUGAAAAUGACUGGUACUUUUAGAGAGGUAUCAUUCUUGAAUUGAACUGACCUUCGAUCCCCAUGUUACAAAAUAGCUACUGACCAUUCUGACGUGUAGUUACACGUGCAUUUACCUUAUUUUUCAUGCUGCGUUUGUAUGAGUAGAAUGUACUGAGAAACCUCCCCACUGUGUACAGUAGGUGGCGUACUGCACAGCAGUGCAGGUUUAAAGCAACAACCAAUGUGUCUUCAGGGAGAGCAGGCGAGCCAAAAGCCAAAUGUUGAUUUCGUUCUUCCUCUACCGCUAAUAAGCCCGUUUAGCUCUGAUUACUUUAGUUGUUAUUUAGAUUUAGGUUUUGCCAGCAGUGCUCUCACUGUAAGCUUUUAAUUAUGAUGUAAAUAUGUUCAACCCUGUUUUCUCCUGCAAUUUUGGAUAUAACGUUUUAAACAUCUUGAACUUUUUAGGAUUUGCUUAGUAUCGUGUGCCUGUGUGUAUAUAAAGUGUAGAGAUAAAAUGUAUAAGGUUGUUUAAGGUUAUUGGUCAAAUACCGUCGAUGUAUUUUUUGAUUGAGACUACUCCAGGGAGGUAAUUUGCUGAAUGUAAGUGUUCUAAGGGCUAAGUGCAAAUUGAAGAUACAACGUAAAUAGAAGAACAUUUAAGUUGGGCAUGGCUAAUCUGUCCAGGAAGAGCUUUAUCAGCCAAAUACAUAUAAAGAAGGUUCAAACUUACAUUAACCAGUCCUGUUGCUUCUUGUUAACGAGGUGUAGCACAGCUAUUUUUGUGGAUUCUAUUGAAAUACAGUUGUACUCUUAGUCACAGCUUCAUUUAAAAUGGUACUAUUUACUUAUUCACUCCAUCACUGACAUGGUAUUUUAGAUAAUUGAGGAAAUAACAUGCAUUCAGAUUUUAUUUAAACAUCCUUAACCCUUUUAUGGGACAGGUUUCUUUCUUUGUUGUCAUAUUAUCUGAAACAUUUCUGUCAGAGGGGAGGGGGGGCAACAGAAUGAAGGGUCCAGAGGAUUGAGCAUUCCCAACAGGAAAAGGCUCUCGUAGUUUAGAUCAUUGUAUUUCGUAUUUCACUUGAGCAUUAGCUUGUUCCAUCCAGUCUAUUCAACAGCCACUGCGUUGACAAAAUGCUUUUAAAGACACACCUCAAUCGCUGUGUCUUUGCUAAUUGUGGUCACGUCUCAUCUAUUUUUCAAAUGCCAGCAUUCAGAGGAAUUAAUCAUCCUCAUUGAGGCUGCGGCACUUUGAUGCUCCAUCAUACUUCGUUGACAGAAGCUGUGUGUCGUGUGAAGUCAUUUGCAAUAGCUUUUAAGAGCUAAGAGUCAAUCAGGUACCAGGUUCAGUAGAAGUAGGUGAAUCAGGGACGUGUGCGAUCUGAUGACAGGAUUGUAGUGGAGUAUAUGUUACAUACCGAUCAGAUUGUCUCCGUUUUGGCACGGAGAUAAAAUGGAGCAGAUGCUUUUCAAACUGUGUUGCUCCAUAUGUGAAUGAGAUAUAAAUAAAAGAUGUUUUCUGACGA
This is a messenger RNA of Pungitius pungitius (ninespine stickleback), 5514 nucleotides long. RefSeq names its product leucyl/cystinyl aminopeptidase (gene lnpep). The coding region runs from base 362 to 3472 and encodes 1036 amino acids. NCBI's taxonomy places the organism in Eukaryota, Metazoa, Chordata, Actinopteri, Perciformes, Gasterosteidae. Gene Ontology annotation, cellular component: cytoplasm; plasma membrane. The transcript is spliced from 22 exons. The record is from RefSeq and is a predicted model, not a curated record. Gene Ontology annotation, molecular function: metalloaminopeptidase activity; peptide binding; zinc ion binding. Gene Ontology annotation, biological process: regulation of blood pressure; proteolysis; signal transduction.